AGACUCUGAGUAGUGGUACUUCUGAACUUUGAGCGGGAAAACAGUGUCUCGAUCGUUCCGAUAAAUCCAUGGAAGUCCAAGCAUAAUAGGAGGAGGAAAAGAAAUCUCUUCUUAGAAAUGAAAAGGAAGCUGGUAUAUGAGACAGUAAAUGAAGUGCCAUGUAAGAGUGAAAAUUCGUCCGUGCCUUAUGUUGAAAAUUAUCAGAUAGACUAUGAACCUCUACAUUUUUUAAGAUGUCAUUCAAGAAAAAAUGACCCAGCAGAUAUUCAGACUCAGGUUUGGCAGUGUGCCUUUGAACCAAACAGAGAUGACCAAAAGAAAACCACAAAUGUAGUUGCAACAUGUGGAGGAAAUAGCAUUUGUUUGAUCAAUGUAAAAACAGGAGAGGUGACAGGGAAAUUUAGUUCAAAGGAUUUAAGGGAGAUGUUCUACUCCAUAGCCUGGACAACGCUGUUUGUUGAGCUGGCUGAUCCCCCACAGAUGAACAUCCUAGCUGCUGCCGGAGCAAGAGGAACAUUACAUCUGAUCCAUCCUGAGGGUGGCGUGGCUUUUUUUGAGUGCCAAAUUAUCAGAUCGAAGACAGUGACUGUAAGCAGUUUGCUGUUUCAUCCUAAACAGUGCAGCAUAUUGUUCUGUGCUCUGAGUGAUGGACAAGUGAUGGGAUGGGACAUUGGUUCUCCCUCUCCUCCAGAUUAUAACAUGAAGCUUAAUUGUCUGCUGACAUUAGAAGCAAGGUUGGAAAUAUUUAACCUUGUUUAUUCACUGCAAGGGAAUAUUCUUAUGGCAGCUUGUAGCAUUGGUGUAUGUGGAUGGAUUGUGACGCAGGAAGCAUUACAGAAGAAGAGUGACAGUCUGCCAAUACUGAAAUUCCAAUUUCCACGGAAACAUAUUCAGAACACAAGUGAACCCCAACUGGUUGAUUCUCUGGUACUUCUGGGGGACGGUAUGGUAGGUACCAAGUGCGCUCUUCAUGGUGUCAUAUACGUGUGGGACCUGAUGGCAACACUUGCUGCAAAUGGAGAGGAGCAACAGCUCACAGUAACACCAAUCCGUGUCUUGACCUGGAGUAAUACUGAUAAUUACUUCAUGAAUAUGGGGUGUCAUCCAGUGGCAGGCCUACUUGUUUGUGGAGAUGACCGAGGAGCUCUGUGGCUGUAUAACCUCAAGGAAGCAAUGCAGGUGAAAGAACAGACACAUGAAGUGCAGCCUUUGACUAUUCUGGACUGGCCAGACAUCACAGACAUGAAUCUUGACCGCAAUCGGAAACUACGUCUUGAUGUGUAUGACAUUGUUGUGGACAGUGUGGCAGUUAGCUGUACUGGGAAAUAUCUGGUGGCUGUCACCAGUAACAACAUGGUCUGUAUUUGGAAAAAAAUGAAAAGUUGGAAGAAAUAAAAGCAUCUUGCAGAAAACCUGUGGUUAUACCUUCUCUUUUGCAUGCACAUUUCACAGUAUGCAAGAACCUCAUUAAAUUCUGCAGGCCAGUCUGUAAGAACUGCACCUCA
Molecule: messenger RNA, 1505 nt
Organism: Cryptotermes secundus
Lineage: Eukaryota; Metazoa; Arthropoda; Insecta; Blattodea; Kalotermitidae
Product: leucine-rich repeat and WD repeat-containing protein 1
Exons: 6
Coding region: 118-1395 (425 amino acids)
Biological process (GO): establishment of protein localization to chromatin; chromatin organization
Cellular component (GO): nuclear origin of replication recognition complex
Molecular function (GO): protein binding; chromatin binding
Source: RefSeq, a predicted model, not a curated record